ACUUGUCUCAAGUAAAUGAGCAGGUCUUUAUUUUCCAUCAACUAUUUUAUAGGUAUCCUAACCAAGCCUGAUUUGGUUGACAAAGGAACUGAGAAUGAGACAGUUCGUAUUGUCCGAAAUGAAAGAGUACCUCUGAAAAAAGGAUACAUGAUUGUUAAAUGUCGUAGUCAGCAUGACCUCAUUAAUAAACUGAGCUUGGCUGAUGCAAUCAAGAAAGAGAGGGAGUUUUUUGAAGAGCACAACUUUUUCAGUCCUCUUUUGGAAGAAGGCAUUGCUACCAUCCCACUUCUGGCAGAAAGGCUUACACAAGAACUCAUUGAGCACAUUCAGAAAUCACUGCCAGCUUUAGAACAGCAAAUAAAAGACAACUUCCAGAAAACAAAUGAAGAACUUCAGAAAUAUGGUGAAGGUGUUCCUGAAUCCUUGAAUGACAAGAAUAUUUUUUUGGUGAAAAAAAUCAAGCAUUUUAAUGAAGACCUCUCAAGAAUUGUACAAGGAGACGAGGAUAUACAAGAUUUAAAAGAUACAAGAACAAUUUCAGAUAUACGAAAGUCAUUUGAUAAAUGGCAAAGUAUAGUUAAUGGUGUAAUUAAAGUCGAUUGGACUUUGGAACAACAUAUUGAGAAAUCUGAACGUACAUACCGUGGUAGAGAACUUCCAGGGUUUGUCAAUUACAAAACCUUUGAAAACAUUGUAAGACAGCAAAUUAAGCAACUAGAAUCCCCAGCAAUUAAAACGUUGAAAGAAGUUUCAAAAUUGGUGCAGAAAGCAUUUAUUAAUCUUGCUAACCAACACUUCAAAAAUUACUCUGAACUCUGCAAAGCUACUCUGAGCAAUAUUGAAGAAAUAAAGCUUACACAAGUGAAAGCAGAAGAUAUGAUACUCACUCAGUUUAAACUGGAAGAAGUGGUAUACUGCCAGGACAAUAUUUAUAGUGAAGAUUUAAAAAAUGCAAGAGGGGAAACAAUUCCUAAUUCAUAUCCAAAAAUGAAUGCGAAAGAACUGUGCUCAAAGAAGGAAAUGCUUUUCCACUUGACUGCCUACUCCAAAAGUGUAAAAACCCGUCUUGGGACUCAGAUUCCCAUGAUCAUACACACAUACGUGUUCAAGGAUUUUUCUGAGAAGUUACAGGACUCAAUGUUGCAACUUUUGCAAGACAGAGAUAAGUUGGGAAUUCUCCUUCAUGAGAAUAAGAAUACUAUCAAUAUAAGAAAUUGUUUAAAAGAAAGGAUCAAGCGACUUUAUGAAGCUCAAGAACAGUUGGCAAAAUACUUCAAUUGAACAGAUGGUUAAUAUUUUUAUAUUAAAACUCUUCAACUUCAACUACUGAAGCUGUUCCUGAGAGGAGACAAAGAGAAAAUGAUAAGAAAUCAAUUUGUGGGAUAUUAUUUGAUGGAAUUAAAGACCAAGUUUCUUAAAAGUAAACAAAAGGACUAUAAAGUGCAUUUAUUUGAUAAAGGUUGUUUCUGGUAGCUAUUAAUGGGAUUUCUUUUUGACUGGGAUUGAAUGACAACGUUUUAAAGAUUUGUUUAUAAAUG
This is a messenger RNA of Python bivittatus (Burmese python), 1538 nucleotides long. NCBI's taxonomy places the organism in Eukaryota, Metazoa, Chordata, Lepidosauria, Squamata, Pythonidae. The record is from RefSeq and is a predicted model, not a curated record.